GCAUGCAUCACUUGUUCUGUUGAUAAUAAUUACUAACUAACUAUUAGUCUCUAACUAAGUAUACCGUUUUUGGGUCUUUUGAAUGAUACGUGUGAGUUGUUUUUCUCUCUGUCUUCUCCUCCCUGUUCUGUAACAGCGUUUAACAACAAUUUUAAUCAUAGUAACGUAACAACUGAAAAUGAACAUUAUCAUAAUGAAAUUUUUGCUUCGAUACCAAAAGAUUUUAAACGCGAUACUGUUUUGGAAUUCAUGGAGAAAUUGCCUGAGAUUUUAAAAAGCUCCAAUCUUUUACAAAGGUACUUGAUGUACUCUUAUAUACUAAAAGCUUAUGAAAUGAAUUUAGAUGAAGCGAAGCGAGCACGACCGACAUUUUCUAAAUCAGCCACCGAAAAUAAAAGAUCGCAUUUGGAAAAACAUCACAUGUUACGUAAUAUUAUAAAUGUUGAGGAAGAACAAGAAGAAUUUCUAAAUUGGAUUUUAGAUGAAAAUAUGAGUGAGGAUUCGAUCGAUAUAAUCGAUAUCUAUCAACAAAAAGGUGAUUCACCUGAAAUGAUUACAAUACAGGAAGAAGAGCAAGAAGGAAUUUUUAAUUUACCAAAAGCAGAACCACCUUUGCUUAAUAUAACGGACAUUAUUAGCGAACACGAUGUGGCUUUGCCUGAAGACACGCAACAGUGCGGAUUUUUUUCUUCACUAACUGUUCCAUGUGAUGAUCACAGGUCAAUAUGGCCGAGGAGAAGACCUCGUAUUAUAAAUGAGGAAGAAUAUCGACUAUGUUUUCCGCUACCGAAGCGUAAAAUUCUGAAAAUUAAGUGCUUACGACCUCAUAAUAAAAAAAGCAUAGCUACGAGAGUAUCUUUGGAUUGGUUAAUAGAAAAUGAAUUUAACGUGGAAGACGCGUUCAACCAGUCAGUGGUGGUCGACGACAAUCGCCAAUCUAUUGAACUAUCGGAAGUCGUUCAACCACGUACGGAUUCUUCAUCGAUUCCAAUAGUGCGACAGUUGCCUUCACCACAUUUAAUUGGCAGUUCCUCGUUGAAAUUACCGGCGACAAUAAAGGACUCUCACCAGAUUCUUACGUCUGUGGAACAAGGAGAACAGAUGCAAAAUAUUGAUAGCAGCUCCUCAAUGAACGAAGCAGCGAGAUAUUAUCCUUCGAAAACGGCGUCAGUUUUGGGAUCUCAAUUGCAAGUGGAAUCGAUAAUUGUCCCGCCUCAGAUAAUGUCUUCGCAAAGUAACGUUGAUCAAUCCGACGGAAUUAUUAGUAUUACUCCAGGCCUGACAUCGACAACACUUCCAGCUCAGACUUCAUCAGGAGAAAGGCGAUUUUAUAAGGGUUUGCUGAACCGUAAUGUAGACAGGCCGGCGGUCUCUACUCCACUUGGAGUAUUAGAUGAAGAAUGCCUUUCUAAGCGUCGUCAUACCACCUUAACUGAAUUAAAUUCAUUAGAGGAAGCAGAAGAACAGCUCUGUCAGUCGAAUAAAACGCCCGAGGAAAUCGUAAGUGCUACUGGAGAAACUCAAGCUCAUGAGCAAAAUUUAGAAUCUAUAGAAAGAGUGGUGCAACCGCGUCCGGAACAAUUAGAUAAUUUACAACCUUUAUGGCCGGGGGAUUAUCGUAAAGAUUGGUACGAAAUUUUAAGAACCAGAACUGAAGGAGUGGGCUACGAGCAAGUACCAACUAUAUAUCGUGCAAAAAAGAGGAAAAGGAAGAGAGCCCGUGUAGCUCCUGCACAAGUUUCUGAAAAUGUGAUAAGGCCUUCUCAAGGUCCUCAGCAUAUUUUAACGGACAUAUUACCAUUACCGGGACAAGAUGUUCUUCCGCCGCUAAACCAAUCACUCGAGUUGAGCGCAAACCGUGAGAGGAAUGAUUUGCUUGCGAUUGGCGAUGAUUUGGUACCUCAAUUGAAUACUGCCCAACAACAAUACGAUCAGUUCAUCAAGGAAAAUUAUGAGAAUAUUUCAAUAGUUAUGAACAAUUUGGAUAUAGUACGUGCCAUAUUCGACAGUUAUCGUCGAUGUCAGCGAGGCGUGGAUAUACAGAAAUCCGUAAUGCAUUAUGAUGCUGAACUGGUAUUGAACGCUUGUAAAAGACGAUUGUCGGUUAAACGCGAUAUCAUACGAGCUCUUAUUUGUAACAGAUCAUUUGAUUUUACUAAACUUGAUUGCAUAACCGAUAAAAUGGCAGCAGCCAUUGGUUUUGCUUUUGUUUUGGAACUGAAGGCAGUCGGUCUAAUUAACUUGGCCGCUAACGGCCGCAUAAUACAUUUAAUCUAAUUUUCAUAAUUUUUUAUUUAAGAGUUUAUUAAAAAUUUAACGUCUAGAGUAGUACUUGUGGAUGCCAUUUAUGUUUGCUGUUUUAUAUUUGCUUUGUUUCCGUUUUUAAAAGCUUUUUCUUUGUUAAUAUGUGUGGUUAUGUGUUCUUUUAAGAAAUAAAUUCAAGAAUUCAAAGGAAAUUUCUUGCCUAAGCUUAAGCUUAGUUUAUUCAUCUCCAACUCCUACCAAUUUUUACUGCAAAAAA
Molecule: messenger RNA, 2521 nt
Organism: Glossina fuscipes
Lineage: Eukaryota; Metazoa; Arthropoda; Insecta; Diptera; Glossinidae
Exons: 2
Coding region: 250-2277 (675 amino acids)
Source: RefSeq, a predicted model, not a curated record